Messenger RNA from Trypanosoma theileri, 438 nucleotides. RefSeq lists its product as uncharacterized. The transcript has a single exon. NCBI's taxonomy places the organism in Eukaryota, Euglenozoa, Kinetoplastea, Trypanosomatida, Trypanosomatidae. The record is from RefSeq and is a predicted model, not a curated record. The coding region runs from base 1 to 438 and encodes 145 amino acids.
AUGACGGCUAUUGUUAUUAAGGAACCGAAUCUAAAGAAAAUGAUGGCAGAGCAGCAGCAGAUCUUAUCAACGCUGCCAACACCACCAAGCCCAAGAGAGAUUUACUUAUCCGCACCGGUUCCUCCACUCACCAGUGUGUACCACUCGCGUGGCCCCGUCGAGGCGAUUGAAGAUAUCAAACCCCAACAAGAAAAGAGUUGUGUUGGUAAGAGUACGAUGAAAAGUGGGGAAUCCCCGCUGCUCUCGGAGUUAUUAAGUGAACCAUCGCGGUUGAAUCUCGAAGUGGAGAAGACACUCUCGCUGGCCUGCGAGGUGUUAACACAUGCACGCACUCACGCAGCUCCACUGAGUGGUGAUGCGAGAGAUACAUUGGCAAGAAUUGCGGAAUUGAGCACAUGCUAUCCUGCCCUACCACCACCACCAACAACAACUGCAUAA